Molecule: messenger RNA, 1323 nt
Organism: Paraglomus brasilianum
Lineage: Eukaryota; Fungi; Glomeromycota; Glomeromycetes; Paraglomerales; Paraglomeraceae
Source: the annotation of a GenBank genome assembly
AUGGUAAAUGCAACACAGACCGAGAUCACUACUGAAGUGGUCGAAGCACCGCAAGAGACUGUCAAGGAGCUUCCGUCAAAACCAGUUGUUGGCAUUAUCUAUCCUCCUCCCGAUAUAAGAAAUAUUGUCGAUAAGACUGCUGUGUUUGUAGCAAGAAAUGGGGUACAAUUCGAAGAACGGAUUAGAGAAAACGAAAAACAUAAUGCCAAAUUCAGUUUCUUGAAUCCAAACGAUCCUUAUCAUGCUUACUACCAAUACAAAAUUGCUGAGACUAAAGAAGGAAAAGGUAAAACUGCACCGCCAAAGGAACCGCCACCGUUUGAAUUUAUGACGGAAAUGCCUGCAAUAUCAGCACAGGACCUUGAUAUCCUCAAACUUACAGCACAAUUUGUAGCACGUAAUGGUAGACAAUUCAUGACAGCAUUAUCACAACGCGAACAGAGAAACUACCAAUUUGAUUUUCUUCGUCCCAAUCAUAGUUUAUUCAAUUAUUUCACAAAGUUAGUUGAACAAUAUACGAAAGUAUUGAUUCCACCAAAAAAUCUCAGCGAGAGAUUGAAAGUCAACGUAGACAAUAAGUACGAAAUUCUGGAUCGGGUUAUGCAACGUGUAGAGUAUGCAGCGUACCAAGAGGAAGAGAGAAAGAAAGCAGAGGAAAAGGAAGAUCAGGAGAGAAUCGCAUAUGCCUCGAUCGACUGGCAUGACUUUGUUAUUGUCGAAACGGUUGAAUUUACUGAGGCUGAUGAGACCAUUGAUCUCCCACCACCAAUGAGUAUAAUGGAAUUAGAAAACAUGACGCUUGCCCAGAAGAAGAUGGCGUCGGUCAUGCUGGACGCACAAGUUGAAGACAAAGGGAUUGAAGAAGACAUGGAGAUGGAUGAAGAUGUUGAAAUGGAGGAGGAAGAAGAGGAUCAAAUAGGGAAGAAAGACGAAUCACUCGAGCCAGAACUAGAAGCAGAACCUGCGGUGAUGGAGAUUAAACCGCCGGAUGCAACUGCACCUAUUAAAAUACGUAAAGACUAUGUACCAAAAGUUCACGCCCCCAAGACAUCGGGAACGAGACCGCUGGGUAUCUGCCCACGUUGUAAUCAAGCCAUUCCCGUGGAUGAAAUGGAAGAACAUAUGCGAAUUGAAUUAUUAGACCCCAAGUGGAAAGAGCAAAAGGAAGCUGCAGACGCAAAGAAAAAGGAAUCCAACUUAUUACGAGAAGGUACCGAUGUGGCCAAGAUUCUCAAAAACUUCUCAGGCUAUCGUUCAGAUAUUUUUGGUACCGAGGAAACUGAGAUUGGUAGAAAGGUUUGUAGUAUAGCUUUGCUUACGUAA